CAGCCUUAGCGUUCGAUUACCUCCCGCUACGACUGCGGGGGUGUAUUAGCCUAUGUAUCUGUGAUGAUGUAUUUAAUAUCAUUGUAUAGUCGUUUCCUAGGUACUCUGUAUAUAUAUGGUACGCUAAGCUAAUGAAAGGUCACAUAUCAUAUUCCUUCAAUCAUGCUUACCUUAUUUCCCUCCAACCAAAAACAACUUCGUUUUAGUGAUCCCUACAACUCUACAAGUAAAAAAAAUUUAUUAUCAAGGAAAUUAACUUUCAACCAAACAAAACCUAAGAUUAGUAAAUUUUUAUAAGUUCAUUUAAAUUCAAAAAAAAAAAAAAAAAAACUCAGGUGAAUAAUAUACAUUGUUAACAUAAGGUUCUCCUAGACCCCUAGUACCAUGACUAGCAUCAACAAAUAUUGUACUUAGUAGACUAAACAAAAUCAAGAAAGUUAAACAGAGAAAAAAUGACAAAUGGCAAAAUUCAACCCCUUGAAUUUAAAGUUCCAAGCUUUAUUGUUCUUGCUAAAAAAGAGUAGAUAAACAAAUCAAUCAACCACCCUUAAAAUUAAACCAUAAUCAAUUUCUCCAUGUUCAUCUCUUAACCCAACUCAUGCUAUCAUCAAUUCUUCGUAAACUACCCUCACAAUUCAACCUACACAUACCAAUACCAUUUAUACCAAUACCCAUUAAACAAAAUCCAUCAUCAACUUUCUCUCUCUUAAUGGAUUCCCACUCCCCCAUUUCAUCUUCUCUAAGACUCUCCGCCUUAGCACAGCAGCUCCGCCUCUACAAACCCCCGUCACCAAUCGAUGACGAUGAUGCAGCGGACAUCGAAGAAGUGAGUGGCAAGGUUGUUGCACAAGUUGGAUUUGCUCAAUCUACCAACCCAAUUGGUCAGGAUUUGGAGAAGGUCAGAGAAUUUAAGGAAGAUGAUCAACAACCAUUUAAGCCUAAAAGAGCUGCUGUUCUUGUUUGUCUUUUUGAAGGGGUUGAUGGGGAUCUUCGUGUUAUUCUUACCAAACGAUCUUCUCGCCUUUCUACUCACUCUGGGGAAGUGGCAUUGCCUGGAGGAAAAGCUGAGGAGGGUGACAAGGAUGAUAGGGAUACCGCAACGAGGGAGGCAAAGGAGGAAAUUGGUUUAGAUCCAUCGCUGGUGAAUGUUGUGACCACUCUCGAGCCAUUUUUGUCUAAGCAUCUCUUGAAGGUGGUACCAGUUAUAGGGAUACUGUCCAAUAAAGAUGCAUUCAAGGCAGAUCCAAAUGCUGCUGAGGUAGAAACAGUAUUUGAUGCUCCCUUGGAAAUGUUCAUCAAGGAUGAUAAUCGCAGAGCAGAGGAAAGAGAAUGGAUGGGAUACAAAUAUUUGAUUCAUUUUUUUGAUCAUAAAACAGACAACAAUAAGUAUGUGAUAUGGGGCCUAACUGCUGCAAUUUUGAUUCGAGCUGCAUCAGUUGUUUAUCAAAGACCACCGCCAUUUCUGGAGCAGAAUCCCAAAUUUAAGAAAAUGAUGCCCAACCUGGCUGACUAUUCUGUCAAAGGAUUUUCGAGAUUUUAGGGGUCAGCACGUCUGUGACACGUGCAUUCAAGAAAAUUUUUCAGGUCAGUAUGAAUUCAAUCUCUGAAUCUAUCAGACUUCAGUAUCUUGAACUAAUUUAGCAGUGUCUUGUUUCUAAUUCACUUCUAAGGUGAGUAAUAGUCUAACAUGACUGACAUAUCAAGGAUUACGAAAAUUGAAAUACUACCUGCGAUUUUUAUUAUUUGCAACUUUGGAACAUUUUAUACCUCACAAAUAAUACCCCAAAGUUGCAAAUAAUAAAAAUCGGAGGUAGUAGAGGUUAGUUUGUACAGAGUAUUUUGGUGUUGUAAGGGAAAUGGAUGGUUUUUUCAAGUUGAUUAUUUUCCUUGUUACCUUUAGAUGUCAUUGAAUAAUUUACAGUAAGUUGUGCCUCCACUGGAACUUACUUCCCUCACUUUAUUCUCUGAAAGCAUUGAUCUUUUACCAAACAGAGCUAUUUCCCCCUGCCGAGUUCAUGAUUUUUGCUAAAUCUACAUUUCACAUAGUUUGUGGUGUUUUUUAUGUAAUGUUGCUGAUUGGUAUAAUUGUUUCUAGUUCCAGAAUAAAGGAUGUGAAAGUGAGAUGUAAAUUAGCUGUGAAACAAGUGAUACUAUUAGGUAUAUUGAUCCUAAUAGUAUAUGUAGACGAAUUGUGGCUCGUUGUAGAAAAAGGUGGCAGGCUACUUGGGGACUCAACAUGGUGUACAAGUAAAGUUGAUCUCGUACACUACAUCGUGGAGAUCCCCAUGCCUGCAAAUGGCUACUGAGCUGUGAUUUCCAGACAUUAUUAGUUUUAGCUUAUGGAUUGUUAUAGGCAUUGAUUUGUUGAAUAGAGUUGAUUGCUUCAUUUGCACAAGCAUUCUAAGAGCAACAUCAAUUUUGCGCGAUUAUUAAAGGAGCAGUUAUCCUUCAAGCUGAUGGAGUAACAAUCUGCAUAGUUAGAGGAGAUCCUGAACCCUGAUAUCCCUGCUUUGUAACAGAAAUAUCAGCUGAUUUAAAAAACUGUUGAAGUGGAAGUAAAAAUGAUUUCCUGGGAAAUUAUUUUUCA
Messenger RNA from Chenopodium quinoa (quinoa), 2587 nucleotides. Its product is annotated as nudix hydrolase 15, mitochondrial-like. Lineage: Eukaryota; Viridiplantae; Streptophyta; Magnoliopsida; Caryophyllales; Amaranthaceae. Gene Ontology annotation, molecular function: acetyl-CoA hydrolase activity; coenzyme A diphosphatase activity. Gene Ontology annotation, biological process: coenzyme A catabolic process. The record is from RefSeq and is a predicted model, not a curated record. Bases 599 to 1540 code for a protein of 313 amino acids. The transcript has 5 exons.